Hippocampus comes (tiger tail seahorse) is the source of this 4404-nucleotide messenger RNA. It is a transcript of the gene synm, whose product is annotated as synemin, intermediate filament protein. Gene Ontology annotation, biological process: fast-twitch skeletal muscle fiber contraction; intermediate filament cytoskeleton organization. The transcript is spliced from 5 exons. Bases 256 to 3150 code for a protein of 964 amino acids. Gene Ontology annotation, molecular function: structural constituent of cytoskeleton; intermediate filament binding; structural constituent of muscle. Lineage: Eukaryota; Metazoa; Chordata; Actinopteri; Syngnathiformes; Syngnathidae. The record is from RefSeq and is a predicted model, not a curated record. Gene Ontology annotation, cellular component: costamere; intermediate filament; neurofilament cytoskeleton.
AAGCGGGAUGGAUAGACAGAUGAUAAAGGAUUCUGAGUCAUCAGAUGUCCGACAUUUAGUGAACGCACCGCAGCAUCUGGCAGAUUCUCUCCUUCAGGCAGGGCGAUUCUCAAAAGCGGACACGCCCCUCCCGGUGCACUUGUCAAAGGGUGAGUGAAGGAGGGUGACGUCACACUUGCGUGCACGGACACCCGGAGAAAACAGCUCUCGGACACCAAAAAAUUUUUGCGUUUGCCAACUAUUGUUGAUGCCACAAUGCUGCCUUCAAGAAGAACUUUUGAGGCGGACAAGCAGCAGCUGCAGCAGCUCAACGGCCGGCUGGCUCAGUACCUCACCAGGACGCAGCAAUUGGAGCGGGAGAACGCGCGUCUUCUGGCGGAGAUUAACCAGCUCAGACAGGCCCAAGUGGCGGAGCGGGAGCCACGCUACAAGGCCGAAGUUCGCGAGCUGAGGCGGGCGAUGGAGCGGGUCGCGCUGGAGAAGUCUCGCGCCGAGAUGGAGCGCGAGAGGCUGUGCAUGGAGUUGGAGACCGUUCGCUCCCUGUGCAGCCAGCAGAGCGACGCCUGCCGGGACAUCGGCGGGGAGCUGCACGGCCGCGAAGAAGAGCUCCGGGCGGCUCACCAGAACAAUGCGUUGCUCCAGCAGCGUCUGCUGGAGCUUCAGAGAGAGUAUGUCUUCUUGGAGGAGAAGCACCAGCAGCAGAUGGGCCAGCUCAGACGACAAAUUAACUCCCAGGUGAACUCCAGGGUGGUCAUGCAGAGUUACCAUGGACCUCCUGCAGCCUCUGUGGAGGAGGUGCAGGAGUACGCCCGCGGGAUGUCCGAAGGCUGGAUGCAGACCUUAGAGAUGUACCAACAGAAAGUGGAGGAGAUGGAACGGGCCAUCCGGGAGGAUCAAGCCAUGUUAGGUGACCUGCAGAGGGAGAAAAUGCUGCACAACUCCGAGCUGGACAAAUUACGCUUGGAUGCGGAGAAACAAGGGCAGCUGCAAAUGCGUCUGGAGGAGCAACUGCUGCACAUGCAGGAGAAAUUCUGUCAGGAUGAGGGCGAGUAUCAGAUGAUUAUCGACCAGCUGGAACGAGAAAGGAACGCCAUGGCGGAGUCCAUCACGCAGAGGAUGCAGGACCAUCAGCAUCUGCUGCGGGUCAAGAUGGACCUUGGCAUGGAGGUGGCAGCUUACAGAGCGCUCUUGGAGGGUGAGAGAGUUGGGCUUCAAGAUGCUCACCGAAGAAUAAGCGAACACCAGAGGGAGAGGAUCAUAGAUAUCAAGAUGCCUGCCCAACCCUACGCUCCAAGAACUCUCACCCCAAGCAGACAGCCUAUGGACGUCAGAUUCACGCCGUCGUCUAUUUUGAGAAAAUCUCCCGUAGCUCCCUCAAAGUCCAGAAGUCCUUCCAGGGUUAUUCCAAUUUCACUUGCAACCAGAUCUCAGCAUCAGAGUCCAGCCUCCAGAAGGGACAUGAUCUCAUUCACCAAAGCCCGGGCUUCCACUUCUUCCACUGUUCCCAAAGAUCAAGAAAUCAUCCAGACCGAGCGACAAAGCUCACUAUCAGCAGAGAAAAUAAAGAAAACCGAACAUGUCUCAAAGGUACGGAGCCAAACCACUUCCACGAAGUCCUUUGCAGACACUCCCUCAGGUAGGGCGUUGUCACCACCGAGGGGGAGGAGCCUCAACAUAAAACCAGAGACGGAUACGGGAAUUGAGGGCGCAGAUGAACCGGAUAAAGGAAAUCUAUGUGUAAGCGAGUCGAAGGAGGAAGACAAAAUCAAGCCCGUGAUUGAGUCGAGUGAGAGAAAGGCUUUAGAUGGUGUGUCUUUGGAAGAGCUCAUUGAGACGGUGAUCAAACCAGCUGGUUUGGAAGCCAAAGUUUGCUCCUCCGGAGAAUCAAAGAUGACCUAUCAGGUGGAAAAAAUCAAACAGGGGGACGGCUCGAUGAAGACUCAGAUUGUGUUACAGUCUAAGGUGGAGGAGGAAGUGGACCUUUCAGAGGAAUCGGCCCUGGAGCAGCUUUUAAGCCAAGGGGUGAAGAAGGUUUCCCUGGAGGACAUCGAGGACACAGCAACAGGAAGCAUGAUCAGGAACCUGCUCAGUGGCCUGCAGGGAGAAGCGAACCUACAAAAUAAAUCUGUCAAUGUCCAAAUUAUUGAGCAACCGGUGGAGUCUUACGAUGAAGACGUUACUGAGAAGUCCAGAUCUUGUUUUUAUGAGCCCUCGGCAUAUUUCCAAAUUGAGGAGAUGGAAGAAGACCAAGACGCGCAAGUUGAGAGGAGUCGUUUUGACCCCGUGAAAAGGUCCAAAGUCGAACCUGUCCAGGCUCAGGAGGAGAGUGAGUCUUUAUAUUUCACCCAUGAUCAAGAGCCCGCUGAGUAUUUUGUCUCCACGCCAGACGAUAAUCUCUCUGAACCCGAGGAGGGUUGCAGCAUUACCUCAUACGGUCAUUAUGGGAUGGUGGAUGACUUGUCCGAUGAAAGGUAUUACCGAGAUGACAGACUUCCGCAAACCAGAACCAUACUUGAAGAACACGACGAGGACAGGUUGAUGUCAGAUCCGCCUUUUCUCAAAGAGACCAUUCCCGAGUGCAUUAUUGAAGAGGAGAUUCGUGUUUCCCCCAUAGUGCAGGAGUCAAUGCUUGAGUUCCUGCGAGAAGACUCCUUGGAGCCCAAAGAGCAACUGAGAGGAGCUUUGGAGAAGUUACAGGGCUCCGUGUCAGGCCCACUGAGGGAGGAGUUAGCUUUCCUCACCAAAGUAAGCAGUGAAAGUCCCCAGAACGUCGCCGUUGACGUCAAGAAAGUGCAGCAGUCAAGUGAAGGCGGCACCACAACCAUUGUUGCGGAGCUGAACGUCUCGCAAACGCUGGAGGACUCCGGGCUGCUGGACGACUCCGGGCUGCUGGACGAUGACAGUUUAUCGGAAGAGAAGAUCAUGGCCGCACUGAGGUCUUCCAAGUUUGGGAGUGCUUUAGAGGGAGUAGGUGGAGGAGGAUACAGCAUCAGGAUCUCCAAAGAACAGCAUGUCGAGCUCGCCGAUGAUUUUGACAUUGCGGGGGAAGGCGAAUCUUCGUCCCCUGUUGCAGAGAGACAAAUCAGACCGAGUCCGUCUGAGAUGGAGGGACACAGCAGCCCUGCUGACGCUAGCUCCGAUCAAGAGUGAAUGAAAGGCGAUCGUUGGAAAUUUAAAGGCCCUAGAGAUGGUCAAGAAGAUUGUAUUUUAUCAAUGAAUGCGUUGAUUCCAAAAGCAAGAGUAGAUUGGCCGAAUAGCGUCGGUGUUCAUAGGAGACACUGCAGCUCUUGAAUUGUAGUACCCUUGAGGGGGUUUGACAUCCAUCCAUAGCCAUCAUAUGGAGGUAUUUUAUGAGUGGCCAACAUUUUCGGAUGAUCUCCUUCACGGUCUUUUGGGGAUUAGUUCUCAAAUUUCAAAUUAAGAUCCCCUAUUCACAACAACAUGACCCGUAAGGUAGCUGAGCUCAAAACGUCAGAUUGGUAGCUGUCUGGUCAGCUCGCUUCAGAGCGUAACUUUGAUCUGCGGCUGAUUUAGAAAAGAUCCCUGUUGAUGUUGAAUGGCUUUCGACAUGACAUGAGUGUUCAGUGUUUACUCUUCUGUUGUGUCCUUACUGUUCUGGUUUUUCUCAACACUAUUGAUUUUCAGUUAUGUUCCAUUCUCAAUAUACCGUCGCUGGGAUCCAAACAGUAAAUUUCAUCUAUAAAUGCAAUUUCUUCCCUAACGGCCUAUCGCUGAUUGAUUUGUGAGGACUAUAAGGUACUGUCUCUCAAAACACGUUAAGAGACAUAUUAGGGAAAAUUGACUACUUGCAUGCAAAUAAUUUGGACUCUGGAGUGCCUAACCAAGUAAAUCUUUUUCUGGGCUACCUGUUUCCCAAAAUGUGUUUGUGAGCGAGCAGUUCUGUUGUGUGUUUUUAAGUCUGUGUCUGCUGCAUGCGCCACAUGCAUGGAUCAGCACUCUAAUUGCCAGAUUUAAUUCGGCAGCUGUGAUAAUGUGCUGGCUCCACGAGUGAAAAUCCAAUCUGUCUUUCUUUUUACACUCUGGGCUCAACAAGUUACCACUCGCUCGCUCUACAAAAGCCAUCCACUUGUUGACAGACCCCGCUGUUGAGGGGUGGGGGACGGGGUGAGUAUUGGCAAGAUGACUUCAGAAAAGUUAGUAAGGAAGGGUUUAAAGAGACAGUGUGUUCAAAAUUUUUGAUGCUUCAAUGUUCAUUCAUUAAAAAAAGAAAAAAAAUCAAUUAUCUGCCAAAAAUUGUUGUUGCAUUCUAUUAGUUCGCCACUAGAUGGCAAGUACAUUUUACGCACUGUACCUUUAAAGUGUGUUGUACAGUAGUUCUUGAUUGAGGUAUUUUGAUGAAAGCAUGUCACAAACAUGUUAUGAAGGCCUCUGUCCACUGGACGC